Phalaenopsis equestris is the source of this 2742-nucleotide messenger RNA. RefSeq lists its product as uncharacterized. The transcript is spliced from 12 exons. NCBI's taxonomy places the organism in Eukaryota, Viridiplantae, Streptophyta, Magnoliopsida, Asparagales, Orchidaceae. The record is from RefSeq and is a predicted model, not a curated record. Bases 1 to 2385 code for a protein of 794 amino acids.
AUGAGAAAGGGCUCGUCUCGCCGUGACCUUAUCUUGGAUUCUCAAGACUUCUGUCGCUCCAUCCCCGCACCGCAGGGGCAGAGAACCCGCCGCUGUCUCGGCUGUGCUACCGGAGGCUCUGGGGAAGUCGGAAUAGGAGAGCACUCAUCUUGGGGUGGGCUUACUACUGAGAUGCUUUCAGCAGUUAUCCGCUCCGCACUUGGCUACCCAGCGUUUACCGUAGGCACGAUAACUGGUACACCAGAGCCCAACCCUUGGAACAUACUACAGCCCCAGGUGGCGAAGAGCCGACAUCGAGUUUUCAUUUUAAUGGGUCAUUUAAUUCUAUAUUUUCCUUUUGAUAGGGGAGGUAUGAGCUCUGGUCGAGGUUUUAUUGGGGGAAAUGGUACUGUUACAGGAAAGGAUUGCCCCAGCGGACUUUAUGGAACUUUUUGCGAGGAAUGCCCCUUAGGUACCUACAAAAAUGUAACGGGAUCUGAUUUCUCUUUAUGUCGUCAAUGUCCACCUGAAGAGCUUCCUCAUCGUGCUAUGUAUACAAGUGUUCGAGGAGGUGUCGCAGAAACUCCUUGUCCUUAUAAAUGUGUCUCUGAUCGGUAUCACAUGCCACACUGUUACACAGCUUUGGAAGAAUUAAUUUAUACUUUUGGUGGGCCAUGGCUGUUUGGUCUUCUUCUUUUUGGUCUUCUUGUCUUACUAGCCCUUGUUUUGAGCGUUGCCAGGAUGAAAUUUGUUGGUACUGACGAAUUACCUGGCCCUGCUCCAAGUCAGCAUGGUUCUCAAAUUGAUCAUUCCUUUCCAUUUCUCGAGUCGCUAAAUGAGGUCUUGGAAACUAACAGGGCUGAGGAAUCUCAGAGUCACGUGCACAGAAUGUAUUUUUUGGGUCCAAAUACAUUUAGUGAACCUUGGCACCUUCCUCAUUCUCCUCCUGAACAGAUAACAGAAAUUGUGUAUGAGGAUGCAUUCAAUAGAUUUGUUGAUGAGAUCAAUGCCCUUGCUGCCUACCAGUGGUGGGAGGGAUCAAUCUAUAGCAUUCUUUGUAUCCUUGCUUAUCCUCUGGCAUGGUCAUGGCAGCAGUGGAGGAGAAGAAAGAAAUUGCAAAGGCUGCGUGAAUUCGUUCGAUCUGGGUAUGAUCAUGCAUGCUUACGUUCUUGCCGUUCACGUGCUCUUUAUGAAGGCCUUAAGGUUGCUGCUACACCAGAUUUAAUGCUUGCAUAUAUAGAUUUCUUCCUUGGUGGAGAUGAGAAGAGGCUUGAUCUUCCUCCUCGGCUUCACCAAAGAUUUCCCAUCUGUUUAAUCUUUGGUGGUGAUGGAACUUACAUGGCACCUUUUUCUCUCCAUAGCGAUAAUAUUCUAACUAGUCUUAUGAGUCAGGCUGUACCACCAACUAUGUGGUAUCGACUGGUUGCUGGAUUGAACGCUCAACUAAGAUUAGUCCAGCGUGGUCACCUUAGGACGUUAUUGUUGCCUGUUCUCUCCUGGCUGGAAGCUCAUGCAAAUCCUAAUCUUAGCAAUCACGGCGUGUUGGUCGAUCUUGCAUGGUUUCAGUCUACUUCGUCUGGUUAUUACCAGCUUGGUCUUGUGGUUUAUGCAGCAGAAAGUCAAAUUGAUACUACUGUGGCUGAUACAUUUACCAGACCUACUAAAGUAGAAUCACCACGGUAUGCUGAUUUCAUUAUUUUUAGCUUAUUUCGAAAUCAUAACCAUUUUCCUAAUGCUUGCCUUGUACUUUACAGCAUGAAGAGGGUUAGCCAAGCAGAAGAAAUUCUAUUAAAUAGGGACGCACUUCUGAGGCAUAAAAUAGGAAAUGGUAGUAUAUUAGAUAAAUGCAAUGUGCAUACACUUGAUGAUAAGAAAGAUAUUUUCUAUCCAUUAUCAUUUGUGAUGCAUAACACCAAGCCUGUUGGUCACCAGGAUCUCGUUGGUUUGGUCAUUUCGAUCCUUCUACUGGGAGAUUUUAGCUUAGUACUCCUUACUCUGCUCCAAUUGUAUUCCUUUUCACUGGUGGAUAUUUUCUUGGUUUUAUUCGUUCUUCCGCUGGGACUACUCGCACCUUUUCCUGCUGGUAUAAAUGCUCUAUUUAGUCAUGGACCCAGAAGAUCUGCAGGGCUUGCCCGCGUAUAUGCGCUAUGGAAUAUCACCUCUUUGAUUAAUGUGAUAUGUGCCUUUAUAUGCGGAUUCAUACAUUACAAGUCAUCAACACGGAGGCAUCAGAAUUUGCAACCCUGGAACCUGGGCGCAGAUGAGAGUGGGUGGUGGUUGUUCCCUACAGGGCUGCUACUCUGCAAGUUUGUCCAAGCAAGGCUCAUUGAUUGGCAUGUGGCUAACUUAGAGAUACAGGAUCGUUCGCUGUAUAGUAAUGACCCAAAUGUGUUCUGGCAGUCAUGACAUGACAAGGUAUCAAGUGAUAGGUAGAAGAAUCUGCGUUAGAUGCAAAACCUAUUAUUCUUUAUUUUCUUUGCUGUUUUUAUUACUUUUUUUUUUUUUUUUAAUUUUCUUAUGAAUAUUUUUGAAAGAGAAAUAGAGAAAGAUAACCAAGAGGGAAGGGGGGGCCUUCUUUUUAUGCAUUAAGGCCUUUCUAAUGCAUUAUACUGCUAGACUGACAAAUUGUUUGAUGUCAGUCACAGUUUUAAAAGAUGUAAAUAUAACGCCAAACAUUCUUUUGUAGAAAUCUGACUUACAAAUGUAAUAUUAUAUGGGAAUUCUCUGCCAGCUUUUUCCUUCUUGAUGGGGAAACUGCUUACA